This is a messenger RNA of Cydia amplana, 1790 nucleotides long. RefSeq names its product heparan-alpha-glucosaminide N-acetyltransferase (gene Hgsnat). The record is from RefSeq and is a predicted model, not a curated record. NCBI's taxonomy places the organism in Eukaryota, Metazoa, Arthropoda, Insecta, Lepidoptera, Tortricidae.
UAAGUGUUAUAAAAAUACUGGUUUAUAAUCAUGAAUGAAACAGUGAUGGUGUCAAAUAAUACUUGGCAAUGGUACCGGGAGGCGAUCCGCUCCUGGCUCGAGGAUCCUGGGGUGGUGGAAUACCAGGGUCUGAACAUGACGGCCUUGAAGAUGGAUCAGGCGUAUAUGGUCGCGGACUCGGAGGUUGAUGUGGGGGUGUAUAGCGUUUCGGAUGAUUGCUUUCGGUGCCCCUUCGAGCUGCAGAAGAUUAUAAAAGCUGGUACCGAAGAGUCGUGGGUGGUGGACACGGCACACAGGUCCUCAUGGCGGGUGUACCACUCCUCGGAACGGUACAUCUCAGCUACCAACACGACAGGUCUGGUAUGCCAGGCGAGGCCAGACCUUGGCCAGUUCGGGGUCUACCGCCUAAAUGCGACAGACGAAGCCUGCAGCGUCCGGACCCUCAGAGAACCCGUUGACAUCUAUAUGCCUCUCCUGCUCCUCCUCGGCGUACUCCUCGGAACAUGGGUGGUCUACGGCGUGGUCCGCUUCAUCAUGUCCAGGGUCUGGCGGACCGGGAAGCUGCGGUACGGAGACAAGGAGCUGGCCAUCCAGCAGCGGCUGCGGGCGCUGGACACCUUCCGAGGCAUGGCCAUAGUGUUCAUGAUCUUCGUGAACGAUGGCGCCGGCGGGUACUGGUGGCUGGAACACGCCACGUGGAACGGUCUGACGGCAGGGGACCUGGUCUUCCCCUCCUUCCUCUGGAUCAUGGGGGUGUGCAUCCCUCUGUCUGUUAAGGGGGCUUUUGCCAAGGGGGUACCGAGGUGGAAGAUCUUCGUGCAUAUUGUCAGGCGCUCCUGUAUAAUGUUCCUGCUCGGCGGCUCAGUCGCAGGCCGCAACACUUUAGGCGAGAUACGCAUCUUCGGCGUCCUGCAACGACUCGCCGUGGCAUACUUCGUGGCGGCUGGCUUCUACGCCCUCACUGCGCCGAAGUACUUCACGCCACCCAGGGGAGCUUGUGGACAGGCUUUGAAGGAUGUCCUUUCGUGCGUGUGGUGCUGGGCUUUAGCUGGUGCCCUUGUAGCAUUUCACACUGUGAUCACCUUCGUAGUUCAUGACCCUGGCUGUCCAGCAGGCUACCUCGGCCCCGGCGGCAAGCACGACGACUGGGCAGCCCCGGAGUGCAGCGGCGGAGCGGCUGGCUACAUCGAUCGUCUGGUCCUAGGCUCAUCACACCUGUUCCAGUGGACCGACCGUCGCCAGGUCUACGGAGGACCACAUACUGACCCUGAGGGUCUACUAGGUUGCCUAACAUCAGCUGUACAAGCGCUACUAGGUGUGCAAGCAGGAGCGACAGUAUUGCUGCAGCGCUCACACAAAGCACGAGUAUCUCGCUGGCUGGCGUGGGGACUAGUUUUCGCUCUAGCCGGUGCCUUGCUGACUGGCUUCAGUAGGGAGCAUGGAGUGGUGCCAAUAAAUAAGAACUUGUGGUCUAUUUCCUUCGUCCUUGUGUCGACCUCGUUCUGCCUCGUCCUGCUCGUCCUCUGCUACCUGUUUACCGACGCCUGGCGCCUCUGGGGCGGCGGGCCGUUCCGAGCGCCCGGCCUUAACGCCAUAGCCUUGUAUGUUGGCCACAUGGUGUGUUACAACAUGUUCCCGUUCCACUGGAAGGUGGCAAAUAUGGAGACACAUACGAUAAAUUUGUUGGAAGCAGUUUGGGGGACAGCGCUUUGGGUUGUUAUAGCGCAUGUCAUGGCGAAAAAGAAGGUUUUUAUAACGCUUUGAAUUGCUUCUGAAUGAAAGUAGAAACG